UUUUACAAAGACAAAAAAUAAACAAAGAAAAGAAGAUCCAGAAAAAAGAAAGAAACAAAAAAAAUAAAAAAAAAUAAGAGAGAAGUCUUUAACCCUAAAACCCCCGAUUUCAAUCAACAAUUCUCUCUCCAGAAAUUCAUCCAUUCAAUUUUCCAUCUUAAAAGUGACGAAAUUAUCACAAAUAAUUUUGAAUUUCCAGCACCAAAUUACUUUGUCCGAAUUUUAGUAGCAAAUAAGAAGUGUGAGAAAAAGGAUCUUCCAGAAAUUUGAAGUAUAAGUUAGACAAGAAGGAUGGGGAGGAAGGUUGGUACAUUACGUAUAAAUCCAAAGAAAUUUGGCUCUCUGCAGAAACCUUGCAUGAAGGAAAUGAUAUCAUUUCUGAAUUGCUUGGGUCUGUGCCACAACAAUGAUGAAAAAUGUGAUCGUCAAAAGCAACUUCUGGGCACGUGCAUGGAAGCGCAGGCUGGUAAGAACAAAAAGCCUUGGGGAAGCAUCAAUUAUCACCUGCAGAGGCUUAAUAGAGGAAGGAAGUAGUAUAGUUUUGACAGAAUGGAUUCCUCUCCCAGGUUCUUCCCCAUAGAUCAAACAAUAAUUUUGCAGCUUAAUGUCAGUGGGAUAUGGAAGAUCUCCCUAGAUGCUUUAUGUAAGCUUUAUUGCAGAAAGAUUGUCCAAAUUUCUAGUAUGUUAUCAUUUUAGUACAACACUUUACAAUCCACAUGAGUUAUGGA
Beta vulgaris subsp. vulgaris (sugar beet) is the source of this 728-nucleotide messenger RNA. RefSeq lists its product as uncharacterized. Gene Ontology annotation, molecular function: structural constituent of ribosome. The record is from RefSeq and is a predicted model, not a curated record. Lineage: Eukaryota; Viridiplantae; Streptophyta; Magnoliopsida; Caryophyllales; Amaranthaceae. Bases 292 to 534 code for a protein of 80 amino acids. Gene Ontology annotation, biological process: mitochondrial translation. The transcript is spliced from 3 exons.